AUGAGUGAAGCGGAACUGACUCAAUCUGCCUCUAACAAAGGUGGUCCGGUUACUCCAGUCUCACGGACUAAUCUUGCUACCUUCAAAAUGGUUACUAAUCGUACAUUAUUCCGCAAGGCAAAAGAAUGGAUGGUAUAUUUUACAGAGGAAUAUUUGAAAGCUUGGCCAGACGCGAGUCAAGAUGAUCUACCUCAACUUUUCUGCAAGGAUGGUGAUCCUGAUGGCACAGUAUCCCAUUAUUCCCAUUCAGUGCCUGGUAGCUUGACUAGUCUUGCUGAAAAUUCAGCGUUUGCAUCAGUCAAAAAGCCAGGUAAAUUAGUUGCAUAUUCUCACUAA
Messenger RNA from Triticum turgidum subsp. durum (durum wheat), 336 nucleotides. The record is from the annotation of a GenBank genome assembly. Lineage: Eukaryota; Viridiplantae; Streptophyta; Magnoliopsida; Poales; Poaceae.